Penicillium coprophilum is the source of this 1773-nucleotide messenger RNA. Its product is annotated as RibD family protein. Lineage: Eukaryota; Fungi; Ascomycota; Eurotiomycetes; Eurotiales; Aspergillaceae. The transcript has 2 exons. Gene Ontology annotation, biological process: riboflavin biosynthetic process. The record is from RefSeq and is a predicted model, not a curated record. Bases 1 to 1773 code for a protein of 590 amino acids. Gene Ontology annotation, molecular function: 5-amino-6-(5-phosphoribosylamino)uracil reductase activity.
AUGGACCAUGCCUCCGUCUCGAGCUUACAGAGUUCUGGCAGCGAGGCAGGCUCCCCGCACAAUGGGGUUCCAAUGCAGGCAAAAGACCUUUUGGAAAUAGACCAAGAGAUCGAACAGGGCUGCCAUGCACGAGACACGAUAGACGAAACCCCACCUGAGACCACAGCCCCGAUCAAUCUAUCCAGUGCCCUCGAUAAGCAAGCAUUACAUGGUGGCGAGAACGAGUCAACACAGCGAAUUACGACCAUUGGAGAUCCUCAGAGCAGCAGCGCAUCAACGAGCCAAGGUCCAAAGGCCACCCCUAGCCUUUUCAACAAUCCGCCGAAUCUAGCGCGCAUACGCAAGGUCCUAUUCGAGUGCAAGGACCCGAUAGAAAUCAGUCUCGAAGAAUUUGAGACAUAUUGGCCCUUUAUUGACAAUGUGUGGGUCAAACAAAGAUCAAAUGCGAGCAAAGAGGGCCAUUGCACCACCGACUAUUACAUGUGCCGUCUACGGCGUCCAACACAUCGCACAUCAGAAACUCGCCCCUUACCAGAGGGCAAACGCCCUCGCAAAAAAAGAGUCCGAGAGGGAGGCAUCUGUAACUUUCAAAUCAAGGUCGUCCGGUUCGAUGGCGCGUACUCGACAGUUACUAUCGCGAGAACGCCGGGAAGUUGUAACGUCCACUCGCAUGACCUCGACUACAUCGACCGGGUGAAGCGGAACUCGGGAUUAAUGGAGUACGCGCGCAAAGAAUCCGUGAAGGGAUACCUCCCUUCUUCCAUCUAUACCAAAUUCCAAGAAGAGCCAGAUAAGCUUGGGGAGGCUGGAGGGCGAUUCUUCACUGUUACGGACGUCCGCAACAUCUCCGCCAAGUGGCGUAUACAAAACCCAGAAGUGAAUCUGGUCGCACAUGAGGGAUACGAAUACCAGAAGGGUCAUGGUAUCAUUAAAACCCAAAGCACCGAUGGUGUUAACGAGGUGUCCUCCCAAACAAAACCAGCCUCAAUCUCGUCAGUUUUGCCCCCGGACACACUAUCAUUCCCUCAAUUCUCGCUAGACUUCUUAAACCCUUACCUUCCCAACCACUCGGACCGCCGGGAGCUCCCCAUGUCACACUGUCGAAUGCAAACGGUAUUGUCUGGGCCGGAGGCCAAAUUGAUGACCCAUUAUCUUCGCUCCCGGCAUGAUGCCAUUCUUGUUGGAGUAGGAACUGUCCUUGCAGAUAAUCCGGGUCUAAAUUGCCGUUUGGAAGGGGCCGGCGGAUUUGGAGGCCUGGGGAGAAUGUGGCAACCACGGCCAGUGAUCAUUGAUCCGAUGGGCCGAUGGCCUGUCCAUCCUGAAUGCCGGAUGUUGCGUACUGCCGUUGAAGGCAAAGGGAAAGCUCCAUGGGUUGUGUUAUCCCCAGGAGCACAAAUCAAUCCCCAGACACUAGUGAUGCUCAAAGGCUACGGUGGAGAUUUUCUCCGCAUUGUAGAGUACAAUCAGCACUGGCGAUUACGCUGGGAAGCUGUCUUUCGUGCCUUGGCAUCUGAGGGUAUUAAGAGCGUCAUGAUUGAGGGUGGUGGUACGGUCCUGAGUGAAUUGUUGAAUCCAGAGUAUACAAACUUCAUUGACUCGAUUAUUGUGACAGUUGCUCCCACCUACCUUGGCCGGGGCGGAGUGAAUGUCAGCCCUGACUCCAAACAAGAUCAGAAGGGUACACCCAAUGCUGCAUUAAAUCCUCGAGAUGUUAAAUGGAUGCCAUUGGGACAAAAUGUGAUUAUGUGUGGAAAGAUUCGCGAAAGCUAUUAA